AAUUAAAAGACUUUUCUUUGUUUUUUGAUCUGGACUUUUUUAGAAAAAGACUUGAGAAGGCAAGAGCUCCAUUCCAUGGGGUGCCGAGGUGGUAUAAUGACGAGUUGAGUUUUGUUAGAAUAACUGAUUGUUAUUUUUUUGUCAUUUCUCCUGUAUGGGCACAAACCUUUUUGGACUCUUUCCCGUUUCUCUCUCCCUCCCUCUCUCUCUAGAGGUCUACAAAUUUCUCCCUCUCCUCCUCAAUUUUUUUUUUGUGUGGAAAGGAGGAUCUGGGAAGGAAUUCAAAUCCUGGUUUGAGCUCACUGUGUAUUUUCCGUGAGCUAAAAUGGCGUUUGUAACGGAAGAUAUGAUCAAGCAGCUCCAGACCUUAAUGGAACAAAUCGAUGAGCCACUCAAGAUUACCUUCAAGAAUAUGCAUCAAGGAUAUCCAACUGAAACAUUGAUGCGGUUUCUCAAAGCAAGGGAAGGGGAUGUUUCCAAAGCCCAUAAAAUGCUGCUUGACUGUUUGAAUUGGAGGAUACAAAACGAGAUUGAUGCUAUACUGGGGAAACCGAUAGUUCCUACCGAGUUCUACAGAGCAGUGCGCAAUUCACAACUAAUAGGAAUGUCAGGUUACUCAAAAGAGGGUCUCCCAGUCAUAGCAAUUGGUGCAGGGCUCAGCACGUUUGACAAAGCAUCUAUUCACUACUAUGUUCAGUCACACAUCCAAAUGAAUGAGUAUCGGGAUCGCGUAUUAUUUCCAUCUGCGAUGAAGAAGUUUGGACGGCAUAUUAGUACCUGUGUGAAGGUUCUGGAUAUGACUGGUCUAAAGCUUUCAGCACUUAACCAAAUCAAGCUAUUGAGUGUUUUAUCUACCAUUGAUGACCUGAACUAUCCCGAGAAGACCACCGCAUAUUACAUUGUUAAUGCACCAUAUGUAUUUUCUGCAUGCUGGAAGGUUGUGAGGCCUCUUUUGCAAGAAAGAACAAGGAAUAAAGUUCAGGUGCUCCCUGGUUCUGGGAAAGAUGAGUUGUUGAAGAUAAUGGAUUAUGCAUCUCUUCCACAUUUUUGCAAAAGAGAAGGCUCGGGAUCUUCUUUUCAUUCUAGAAACAAAACGACGGACAAUUGUUUCUCCUUGGACCAUGCCUUCCAUCAACAGCUCUACAAUUACAUGAAGCAGCAAGCAGAACUUAUGGAGGCACCCAUUAGACAUGGUUCAGUCCAUGUAGAUUUUCCUGAACCAGACCCAGAAGAUGGCAACAUCGCUGAAACCAUAGAAUCCGCGUGUAAAACGAUGGGGAAUCGGAUUGGGCUAUCCAAUUCACUACGCGAGCUCAAGAUAAACGGUGAGUGAAAAGCUCGUGUAAAUUUUUAAACGGCUAUAGCUGCACUGAUAUGUACUGAUAUACAAGAGAUGGUUAAUACGUCGGAAUAACUGCAGUUGGACAAGGCGUUGUUUAGCUUAGAGAUGUAACAGCAGUGCCUUGCAUUAGCUCAAUAAUGCAAAUCUGUAUCAAAAUCUAAUCACUUUUAAUUUACCUUACCACCUUGAAGUGGGUAAUUAUAAUGUACUAUGAAAAGAAAUUAGGAAUCAACACUGUAUGUUUUCUAGCA
Molecule: messenger RNA, 1593 nt
Organism: Rhododendron vialii
Lineage: Eukaryota; Viridiplantae; Streptophyta; Magnoliopsida; Ericales; Ericaceae
Product: phosphatidylinositol/phosphatidylcholine transfer protein SFH2-like
Exons: 11
Coding region: 326-1333 (335 amino acids)
Source: RefSeq, a predicted model, not a curated record